Messenger RNA from Insectozyma verbasci, 564 nucleotides. The record is from the annotation of a GenBank genome assembly. Lineage: Eukaryota; Fungi; Ascomycota; Pichiomycetes; Serinales; Debaryomycetaceae.
AUGGCUGAAAGAAGAUUAUUUAAAGAGUAUUCUCAAUAUCAAAAGCAACCACCUCAAUUAAAUAACUCACAAAUAAUCUCAUUAAAACCUUUAAAUCCAGAUUCAAAUAUUUUUCAAUGGGAAGCAACUAUUGCCAAACCAACUAAAUCAGAUUCAGAAUAUUAUUAUGGUGGACAAUGGAAAUUAUCAAUAAAUGUAAAUGAAAAUUAUCCAAGAGAACCACCAUCUAUAAAAUUUAUAACACCAAUAAUACAUCCAAAUAUAAAUUCAAACACUGGUGAAAUUUGUUUAGAUAUUUUAAAAGAAAAUUGGUCACCAGCUUGGAAUUUAGAAAAUUUAGUAGUUGCUAUAUUAAUGUUAUUAGAUCAACCAGAACCUGAUUCUCCUUUAAAUUUAGAUGCUGCUAAUUUAUAUAGAUAUGAUGUAGUUGGAUUUGAAAGUUUGGUACAAUUUUAUAUUUGGAAGAAUAAUAAUUUUUUUAAUGUUAAUGUUACUCCAACAUCAGUUGAUAAAUCAAAUAAAUUGAUCAGAGAUAUAAGUGGUAUCAAGAGAAUACUUGUUUAA